AUGUCUGACUGGGCCAGCAAAUUACAGCGAAAGGAUAGUGUCAAGGAAGGGCCUAAAGAGAAGCCCAAGACAGCUCCUAAAGAAACGCAAAAGGAGAAUGCAGCCUCACCGCCUGCUCCAGCCCCAGCUCAAACAGACAAGGCCAAGCCAGUAACCAAGAACGAAGCCAGUGACUUCAAUGGCACCGAAUUGGCAGCAUUUCUUAAGAAGUCGUACUCUACAGCUUUAGAAGAAGCCAAGAAAGACAAGGCUGGAGAGAAAUCAAGGAUAUACCGUUCGUUGGAUAGUCAUUCUGGAUGGACCAAGGCAAACGGUAACAAGAAGGAGGACCGUCAUGUCAGUAUCGUGACCGAAGUGACACGACAGGUAGCAGCAGGCCAAAAGAGCCGUCGAUGA
This is a messenger RNA of Candidozyma haemuli, 396 nucleotides long. RefSeq lists its product as uncharacterized. The record is from RefSeq and is a predicted model, not a curated record. The coding region runs from base 1 to 396 and encodes 131 amino acids. NCBI's taxonomy places the organism in Eukaryota, Fungi, Ascomycota, Pichiomycetes, Serinales, Metschnikowiaceae. The transcript has a single exon.